AUGUGCUUCAAAAAAGCCAAAACGCUGGUUAAAUACCCCUUUGGAACAUGUCAACAGAAGAAGAUUUUUCCUUACUCUUACCCCUACAACUUUUUGGGGAACAAGUUUCUCCCUCUCAGGGGAGCACCCCACAGAGGGCCUGGGUGUUACACAACAGAAAAUAGGUAUGACUGGGUGUACAACCUCUCCAAGAUCCCAACCAGUAGAAAAGGAUAUACUUUGGGAGCCAGAACAACCCCAAGAUUUAAGCCAAUCAACAAGGAUAUGACACCUCACCCAGGAACUUAUCAGACAGUAAAUUUUCAGGAGCAAAAACCCAAGCAAAAUUUUGCUCCAUUUAAUGUCAUGUUGCCUCGAUUUAGGACACACUCGAAGGACAUGUAUUAUCCUGGCCCUGGUAUAUAUAACCCAAAGAUAAAGCCACCUCCAAAAGUCACCUGGCCAAUGAAAUUUGGAUCUCCAGACUGGGCUCAGGUUCCAUGUCUACAGAAAAGAACCUUAAAAGCUGAGCUGCCCACGGACAAGGACUUCAGAAAACAUCGGAACCGUAUGGCCUACCUGAGCCUGUUUUACGACUGA
This is a messenger RNA of Molossus molossus (Pallas's mastiff bat), 579 nucleotides long. It is a transcript of the gene CIMAP3, whose product is annotated as primary cilia formation. Bases 1 to 579 code for a protein of 192 amino acids. Gene Ontology annotation, molecular function: cytoskeletal protein binding. Gene Ontology annotation, biological process: regulation of cell projection organization. The transcript has 6 exons. The record is from RefSeq and is a predicted model, not a curated record. Gene Ontology annotation, cellular component: ciliary basal body. Lineage: Eukaryota; Metazoa; Chordata; Mammalia; Chiroptera; Molossidae.